Molecule: messenger RNA, 846 nt
Organism: Trichomonas vaginalis G3
Lineage: Eukaryota; Parabasalia; Trichomonadida; Trichomonadidae
Product: ankyrin repeat protein family
Exons: 1
Coding region: 1-846 (281 amino acids)
Molecular function (GO): protein binding
Source: RefSeq, a predicted model, not a curated record
AUGAAAUUGAGAAACCUUGAUGGGAUUAUUGAUUUUUUAAAGCAGGCAGAAAAAGAAUUGUUUGAUUCUACUCAAAAAAUCCAAAAACUUCAAAAAGAUCUAUCUACUACUCAAAAUCAAAAACAAAGAGAAUUUCUAUCAGAAUUUUCGGAUUUUCAAAAUGCUAAGGAUUUCCAAAGUGUAUACAACUUCCUUGAUUAUCUUUCAUCUGAUAGGAAUCAAAAAAUAAUUUCAAAAGCAUGUGAAGAAGAACUUUGUAAAAAGAUUGCAGCUAAUGCUUCAGACCAUGAAAAUGAAAAGAAUGUACUUCAUGUUGCAAGUGAAACAGGAAAUCUCAAACUUGUAAAAUUUCUCAUUAAUUGUGGAUGUGAUAAAGAAGAAAAAGAUAAAGAGAGAUGGACUCCAUUCAUUUAUGCAUCAUCUAAUGGUCAUCUCGAAGUUGUUAAAUAUCUUAUCUCUGUUGGAGCUAAUAAAGAUGCAAAGGAUAAAUAUGGGCGUACCCCACUCAUUUAUGCAUCAACUAAUGGUCAUCUCGAAGUAGUAAAAUAUCUUAUCUCAGUUGGAGCAAAUAAAGAAGCAAAGGAUAAUGAUGGGCGUACUCCACUUAUUUAUGCAUCAUCUAAUGGUCAUCUUGAAGUUGUUAAAAAUCUUAUCUCUAUUGGAGCUGAUAAGGAAGUAAAAAGUAAUUAUGGAUGGACUCCACUCACUUAUGCAUCAUUUAAUGAUCAUUUAAAUGUUGUUAAAUAUCUUAUCUCUGUUGGAGCUGAUAAAGAAACAAAAGAUAAUGAUGGACGGAAAGCACUGAAUUAUGCAAAAGGCACAGUAGAAAAUUAUCUAAAAUCAUAA